AUGUUGAACAGUCUGAUAUUUGCUACAAACUUUGAGCAGUUGAUAAAAAGAUUGUUUAGGCAAUAUGUUUUGUUGCCAAGAAAAGUUGAACAACUUUUAGCUGCUUUUAGAAGAAUUAAACUGAGAAGAAUAUUUAGGGCUUUUGAGCAGUUUAAACAAUGUUUCUCAACGUCAUCAGGAGCAGAAGAAUUUAAAGCAUAUCAAGCUUGUACAGAACAACCUCUGGGAUUGUUGGUAGAUCAAAAUUUUAAACAACGAAAGGAGUAUACCUUGAAUCAAGCUCGCGGAUACGUGAAAAUUAUUGCACAAUUCGACUUUGCUUGUGGUGCCGGUUUAGGAAGUAAUAAUUCUACCAAUUUUUUAUUUAAAUAUUGUAUGGAUUUCGAAUGUAGGGUGAAAAAGAAUUAUGCACGCGUGCAUCAAAUGAAUGCUGCCAAUUGCUACAGAAAACUGUUUGAAAAAUGCGGGUUACAAAGCGGGUGGUUUGGUUGUGAAUACGAAAGAACGGGUACUGAAGCCGUCUAUCAGCAGUGUACUCAAAAUUAUUGUACCGGUAUGAUCCACCCUCGAGUUCUCAAGAGAAAACGUGUACAAAAGAGUUUUGGAAACACUAAUUCGCUAUUACAAGUGCCAGCGAUAGUAUAG
This is a messenger RNA of Enterobius vermicularis (human pinworm), 645 nucleotides long. NCBI's taxonomy places the organism in Eukaryota, Metazoa, Nematoda, Chromadorea, Rhabditida, Oxyuridae. The record is from the annotation of a GenBank genome assembly.